UGUUUGAUUGUCCCUUUUAAACGCAAAUAAAUCCUCUUCUCUUUUUCUCUCUCACAAUUCUAAGCCACAAACUUUUUCUCACUACUCGGUUUCUCCAACUUCCUAUACUUUCUCACUUCUUCAUUUGUGCUCCAACUUAAUUCUAUUGCUACAAAAGGCCACAACACAACAUCUCUCAAACCUAUGGAAGCUCAAGAGAUUUUUCAUACCAACUUAUUUCCUUCCUCCGACACAGCCACCAAUGUUAACACUGCUUCUACCGACCACUUCAUCGUUGAAGAUCUCUUUGAUUUCUCUAAUGACGACGUUGCCAUUACCGACCCAACUUCUCAAUCUCCUCCUACCAACUCCGAUUAUUCUCCCCCUCUUCAAAUCAACCUUGAUUCUAAUUUUUUAACCCAAAAUUCGUCUCCCAAAUCUCUCGACGCCCCUUUCUCCGGCGACCUCUCUGUCCCGUAUGAUGAUCUUGCGGAGCUAGAAUGGUUAUCAAAAUUCGCUGAAGAAUCAUUUUCGAACGACGACCUUCAGAAGCUACAAUUAAUAUCCGGCGUGAAGGCGUCCAAAAACGGCGCAUCAAAAACCCAUGAAGAGCCCAAUAUUAUAUUCAACCCUCAAGUGUCUGUUCCAGCAAAAGCUCGUAGCAAGCGAUCACGUGGGCCCCCAUGCAAUUGGACUUCACGCCUUCUCGUUCUCUCCCCAACUACCACCGCUGAAUCUUCUCAUUAUGACACUAUAUCCCCACCAAAGAAAUCCUCACCGAGAAAGAGGGACACCACUGAUGGAGGGGAAGGUCGUAGGUGUCUACAUUGUGCAACAGAUAAGACGCCGCAAUGGCGAACUGGGCCUUUAGGCCCAAAAACACUUUGCAAUGCGUGUGGGGUUAGGUACAAGUCGGGUCGACUAGUACCUGAAUAUAGGCCCGCAGCGAGCCCAACAUUUGUGUUAACUAAACACUCCAACUCACAUCGUAAGGUAAUGGAACUCCGACGCCAAAAGGAUGUGAUGAUGGCCCAACAACAACAAUUGUUGCAACUACAUCACCAUCAGAAUAUUUUGUUUGAUGUACCAUCCAACGGUGAUGAUUACUUGAUCCAUGAACAUGUGGGCCCUGAUUUCAGACACCUCUACAGUUAAUUUUACUCAUUUCUCCCCUAUCUAAUUUUUUAUGGGGACUUAUUUUCCUCGACAGUAACUUCAACUCUAUUUUGUUUGUGGUUUGUCGUAUGUAGACUGGCCUAGAUAAUUUUUCUUCAAGUCCUUACUUAACUGCCUUCAAAGGUUACAAACUCAAAUUUUACAUAAAGUCCUUUUCUUAACACUCUCAUACUGAGUUUUAUUGGACAUUA
Messenger RNA from Cicer arietinum (chickpea), 1346 nucleotides. RefSeq names its product GATA transcription factor 9. The record is from RefSeq and is a predicted model, not a curated record. NCBI's taxonomy places the organism in Eukaryota, Viridiplantae, Streptophyta, Magnoliopsida, Fabales, Fabaceae. Gene Ontology annotation, molecular function: sequence-specific DNA binding; zinc ion binding. Gene Ontology annotation, cellular component: nucleus. Gene Ontology annotation, biological process: positive regulation of DNA-templated transcription; cell differentiation.